Messenger RNA from Trichoderma citrinoviride, 576 nucleotides. RefSeq lists its product as hypothetical. The record is from RefSeq and is a predicted model, not a curated record. NCBI's taxonomy places the organism in Eukaryota, Fungi, Ascomycota, Sordariomycetes, Hypocreales, Hypocreaceae. Bases 1 to 576 code for a protein of 191 amino acids. The transcript is spliced from 2 exons.
AUGAGAAUCACGCAAUGGGCCCUCUCCCUCCUCACCCUCGUCGCCACCGCAUCCUCCACCAACCUCCCCCAGGUCCGCCGCCAUGCCCCCGACUGGGACCUCGCCAAGCCCAUGAACGGCCUCAGCUUUGAGCGGGCCAAGGCCCUCCAGGCGCCCAGCGAGGAUCGCCCGACGAUGCGCUUUUCGCGGCUCAGGGGCAUCAAGGGCCGCCCCGGCCAGCAGCGCUCCGUCGUCUCCGCCCUCAGCCGCGUCCGCAGCAACAGCAUCUCCUCCUCCUCCUCCUCCUCCUCCUCAUCCCCUGGCGGUAGCUUCAGGCAGUCGUUCCAAAACGUCACGGCCGUCACCGACGCCUCGACGCAGUACGCCAUCCAGUGCGGCUGGGACGGCGUCCCCUUCUGGAUCAACCCGGCCGACCUCGUCUACAGGGACCUGGUCGACCCGCUGACGGGCUACUGCGCCGUCGGCGUCGCCAGCGGCGGGCCCGGCCCGUACAUCCUCGGCGACGUCUUUCUGCAGAACGUCGUGGCCGUGUUUGACGUGGGAGCGGCGGAGAUGCGGUUCUACGGGCGGAAGUGA